CUUGCACAUACAACAUAUUCAUAAAAUCAUGCAAAUUAGUAAAAAAAUAUUAUAUAUCAAAAAAAUUGUACUCAAUUCAUAUUGCGUCUCGACAUUUCGUUGUUUUAUUAUGAUGUUUGAGAUGAUGUUGCCUCCUUCACUGCCUUUUCUUCCAGGAUUUUCCUUCACCAAUGCAAAUCGAGAACUUGGAGAAGAAAUUAGGAGAAAUCAAAAGAGCCAAGUAUUCUUCUCUUAGAGGUGGUGCACUUUUCAGCACCAAGGAUAGUGGACAAAGAACUUCUCAAACCAUUUAUAAUGAUGUUGAAAUUAAGGCAUGUAGCGCUUGGGGAAUAAAGACAAAGGAAGGUGGAGGAAAGAAGAAGAAAGGCAAGAAAGGCGAAGCUCGGGAUGACACAUUUAAAGCCCAGCCAAUGGAUGCAGCUUCAAAUGGUGCCCCUGCCCAACAAUGA
Messenger RNA from Elaeis guineensis (African oil palm), 449 nucleotides. NCBI's taxonomy places the organism in Eukaryota, Viridiplantae, Streptophyta, Magnoliopsida, Arecales, Arecaceae. The record is from RefSeq and is a predicted model, not a curated record.